AUGGGGCAGAGUAAAGGACAAACAGGUUUGGAAACAAGAACUGAAGUAUCCUGUGAAAUAUUAAAGGGAAUAUGCCAAGAAGAUAACUUCAACAGCCCAGAGUCAGUUAAUGGAUGGAGCAAUAAAUCAGUGGUUACUGAAUUCAUUUUGUUGGGCCUGUCUAGCUCUCAAGAUAUUCAACUCUUCCUCUUCUUUUUCUUCUCUGUGUUUUAUGGAGCUGCGGUUUUGGGAAACAUCCUUAUCAUCCUCACAGUAAUUACAGACUCUAGCUUACAUUCCCCAAUGUAUUUUCUUCUUAGCAAUCUCUCCUUUAUUGAUGUGUGUCAGGCUACAUUUGCCACUCCCAAGAUGAUUGCAGACUUCCUCAAUGAACACAAGACCAUCACCUUCCAGGGAUGCAUGUCACAAAUCUUUUUCUUGCAUGUUUUUGGGGGUAGUGAGAUGGUGCUUCUUGUUGCCAUGGCCUAUGAUAGAUAUAUUGCUAUUUGCAAACCUCUGCACUACAUUACCGUCAUGAGCCGAAGGGUGUGCACUAUUCUGGUGGGAGUCUCCUGGACCAUUGGUAUUCUGCAUUCAGCCAGCCACCUGGCAUUCACAGUCAAUCUUCCUUUCUGUGGACCCAAUAAGGUAGACAAUUUCUUUUGUGACCUUCCCCUUGUGAUCAAGCUUGCCUGCUUAGAAACAUAUGUUUUAGAGAUCCUCGUGCUAACCAACAGUGGUCUGCUCUCUCUUAUCUGCUUCCUCCUUUUGCUCAUUUCUUAUACUAUCAUCCUUGCUACUGUCCAUCAGCAAACCUCUGGUGGGACAUCCAAGGCACUUUCCACCCUGUCUGCCCACAUCACUGUUGUGGUUUUGUUCUUUGGCCCAUUAAUCUUCAUUUAUAUUUGGCCUUUUGAAAGCUUCCCAAUUGAUAAAUUUAUUUCUGUGUUUUUUACUGUCUUCACUCCUGUCCUUAACCCCAUGAUCUACACAUUGAGGAAUAAAGAUGUAAAGGAAGCCAUGAAAAAGCUACGGAACCGACAUGUGGGUUCUAAGCAAAUAUAUUACAAAGCUGUAGUAAUCAAAACAACAUGGAACUGCAGUACUGCCCUUCUUGGUCAAGCUUGCCUCAGUGUCAGUGCAGCAUGUCCCUUCCCCAUAGGACGAGCAGAAACCUCUGCCCAUACCAUGUCUUCGGACCAGAGAGUUCUGAAGGGCUUCAGUUCUAGUGGAAGUAGCAUCAGGCCAGAGCAGACCAGAGCACACCUACCUAAAACUCAACACAUUCUGAAAAAAAACAAACAUUGCUCACAGCAGGUAAGGAAUGCCUCUGCAGACUACUGUCCUGAAGGACAGAGAAGCCAAGAUAGAGACACUCACUAA
This is a messenger RNA of Puma concolor (puma), 1362 nucleotides long. The record is from RefSeq and is a predicted model, not a curated record. NCBI's taxonomy places the organism in Eukaryota, Metazoa, Chordata, Mammalia, Carnivora, Felidae.